Olea europaea var. sylvestris is the source of this 519-nucleotide messenger RNA. RefSeq lists its product as uncharacterized. The coding region runs from base 1 to 519 and encodes 172 amino acids. NCBI's taxonomy places the organism in Eukaryota, Viridiplantae, Streptophyta, Magnoliopsida, Lamiales, Oleaceae. The transcript is spliced from 3 exons. The record is from RefSeq and is a predicted model, not a curated record.
AUGAAGGAGACACCACCAGAGGAAAUACAUACUGACACAGCAAUAUAUGACGAAGAAUUUGAAAAGAAUGCUUCGUCAAACAAUAUUAUUAAGAAUUAUGAAUUCUUAUACAUCAGUACCUACUGCUCGUUUGUGCACAUUCAUGGUUGUAAUUAUCGUUGUAAUUUUGACACUAUGAUUUUCAUGUUGGAUACAUCAACACACAACUCUGAUGUGCAGAACAAAUUGUUUAUUGAUGAUAAAUAUGUCUUUACUACAAAUAUGAUUUGUUGCGGGGUUUUUUCUCGUGUGAUUAUUAUGGAUUGCAUAUAUAAGACAAAUAGGUAUUGCCCACCAUCGUUAGAGGUAGUAGGUGUCACUUCUAAUGAUUUGACAUUUUCAAUUGCUUUUGCAUACUUGGAAAAAGAACGUGAGGAAAAUUACAUAUGGGCUUUGGAGAGAUUUAAAAGUCUAAAGGAUGAUAUAAUAAUGCCUAGUGUAAUUGUAACUGUUAAAGAGCUGGCCCAUGAAGGCCACUAA